AUAAACCUACGUCUCACCACAUAUUAUAAUAUUGUUAAAAUCGCCGCUGCAGCCGGGACAUAUUUUAUAAAUUAUAUAAUACGUUUAUACGAACGCGAGUCACGAUCGUCAUCCGCCGUCAUUCGCCGCCCUGCAAUAUCAAUCGCGUAUGGAUUAAUAUAAUUGUAUUAAUAAUUAUUAAUAAUAAUAUUUUAAUGUUGCAUUUGGCACCAAACCUUAUACAAUAUCGGAGAUUAUGGCAAAAUCUGAAUGCUUUUUCGGAUUUUUGAAUGUAUGCGGAUGUGCUCUGUCAAUAGCCAUGUUCAACAUGGGUUUUUUUGUGUUAUGCAUCUUAAUAGCCAUUCGAAUGUGUAUAUUUAAUAACUCAAUGAUAACUGAUUCAUCUUCAAUAGUAAAAGCAACUUUUAAAAGUUUACUUUUAUUAUUCUUACUAUGUUUGAUAAUUUAUUUCAACAAUAAAUUGAAGAAAGCAGCAUUUGUGCAUAAUGUUCUUUUCAUUAGACAGUGGUUGAUGUUUCACUGCAUAUUUUACGCAUUAUCUUCAACUCUAUUGUGUUAUUAUCUAUUUACACAUCCAUGUAAAAUUAUAAUUACUAAAGUUAUUAUUAUUAUUGUUAUGGAAAUAUACCAAAUACACAUAGUUAAAAGGUUUUACAACAAUGAAUUGGAGCACUUAGCCACCUCAAAUUGUAACAUAAACAAACAAAGUAUAAUACCAAUAUUUCCCAGAGUUAUUUAAAUGGAGGAAAUUAGUGAAAAAUAUACCCAAUAUAAAAUAUGUAUCAAAAUGUCAAACUAAAUUACUAUAUUUCAUAAAUAUGUACCUACUCUAAUUAUUGUAUUAAAAGCAAUACUUGAAUAAAAGUUUAUACAUUUUAUUUUUUAAA
Molecule: messenger RNA, 887 nt
Organism: Metopolophium dirhodum (rose-grain aphid)
Lineage: Eukaryota; Metazoa; Arthropoda; Insecta; Hemiptera; Aphididae
Exons: 6
Coding region: 236-739 (167 amino acids)
Source: RefSeq, a predicted model, not a curated record